Molecule: messenger RNA, 3325 nt
Organism: Poecilia reticulata (guppy)
Lineage: Eukaryota; Metazoa; Chordata; Actinopteri; Cyprinodontiformes; Poeciliidae
Gene: tcf7l1b
Product: transcription factor 7 like 1b
Biological process (GO): generation of neurons; regulation of transcription by RNA polymerase II; canonical Wnt signaling pathway
Cellular component (GO): chromatin; beta-catenin-TCF complex
Molecular function (GO): RNA polymerase II cis-regulatory region sequence-specific DNA binding; DNA-binding transcription factor activity, RNA polymerase II-specific
Source: RefSeq, a predicted model, not a curated record
GCCCUGUUAAUGAAUAAUAAGAGGAAGCACCAAAUCAACAUUAUUAGCAUUAUUAUUAUUAUCAUCAUUAUUAUUAUUACGUAGUUGUAGCCACUGCGCAUGCAAGUGUGUGUGUGUGUGUGUGUGUUAGGGGGCGGGAGGGAGUGGGGGUAGGAGGUGGGUUGAGGGUUAAGAAUAGCUGAUCUGCAUGCUGCUGAAUGAAGUGUCGGUUUUCAGCGCUCUAAACUCCUCCUCUACGGACGGGGCUGCUGCUUUCCUUCCACUCGAACAACCCAAGUAGUUUUUCGGAGCGCACUCUCCGGCAGCAAUGUGGAGGGAAGGGGCGAACAGUUGAGCAGUUUUUCUUUUCCCCACUCCCACUUCUUUUUGAGUUCUCCUUUUUUUCUCCCCCCCACCCCCACCCCCACCCCUAGUUUUGAACUUUGCGUGUUUUUUUUUUCUUCUCUUUUUUUGAUAUAUCUAUAUAUUUUUGGUCGUGGAGGGGGAAACACAGCGCAACACUGUUCAAUAAAGGGAAGGAAAGCAGCUCUGCGACGCGUGUUUUCUUUUUUUUUUUUUCCCUGCUGUUUUUUUUUUUCUUCACUUGAGCCAUUGUUUCUCACGCAUGGAUAUUAAGGAGAUAAAGUCGGACGUGCUGCUUUCUCUCCGGUAGGGUUGUAGUUAAUGCUAGAACUGUAAGGAGGAGAGCAUUAUUCCUAUUCCUCAGUAGCACACAAGAGCUAAACAAGAAAAAAAAAAACACGUACAGGGACCACAAGUUUGUCCGCAAGCUGCGAAAGAGGCGAAACUUUGCCAAGUUGCUGCGCAUCCGGCCGCAGAAGCCAAACAUUUAUCGAUAUUUUUUUUUUCUCCCAACUUUUAUUUAUUUUUUUUCUCUUUUUAACUGUGGAUUAUCAUCACAAGCCUGGUCAUGGAUCACGGAACCAAGUUCAGAGGAUGAAAUGGGAGUUGUGAAACAUGAACUGUUGUAGUUAGUUCACUCCAACCAGUGGCACGUUUUGGACUGUACGCUGAGAAAAGAAAAAAACUGCUUUUUGUGAGCGUGUGUGUGUGUGUGUGUGUGUGUGUGUGUAUUUUUCUCCUUCCUUCCUUUUCGAUCCUUUCCACUCGGGUGCCAAAAUGCCACAGCUGAACGGAGGCGGCGGGGACGAUCUGGGGGCCAACGAUGAAAUGAUCUCGUUUAAAGACGAAGGGGAGCAGGAGGAGAAGAUCUCCGAAAACGUCUCCGCGGAGAGGGACCUGGAUGACGUGAAGUCCUCCUUAGUGAACGAGUCGGAAAACAACAGCAGCUCUUCAGACUCGGAGCAGGCAGAGAGGCGCCCCCAAACCAGACCCGACUCAGAAAGUUAUGAGAAAACAAGAGAUUACUUCGGUGAAGCACUAAGAAGACAGCAAGAUGGUGGCUUUUUUAAGAGCCCUCACUAUCCGGGCUACCAGUUUCUUAUGUUUCCUGACCUCACCAAUCCAUACCUAUCCAAUGGUUCGCUGUCUCCCAGUGCAAGAACGUACCUUCAGAUGAAGUGGCCUCUUUUGGACGUUCCCGGCUCUGCAGGAAUAAAAGACUCUCGUUCUCCGACACCAGGGCAUUUAUCCAAUAAAGUUCCCGUGGUACAGCAUGCCCACCACGUCCACCCGCUGACGCCCCUCAUCACCUACAGCAAUGAACACUUCUCUCCCGGCACGCCUCCAUCACACCUCUCACCUGAGAUCCUCGAUCCAAAGACAGGUAUUCCUCGAACACCUCAUCCAUCAGAACUCUCUCCAUACUACCCUCUGUCUCCUGGUGCUGUCGGCUCGAUUGCACAUCCUCUCAGCUGGUUCAUGCAACAGCAGGGCCAGCCCAUGUACUCCAUCCCUCCGGGGGGAUUCCGUCACCCCUAUCCGACGUUGGCCAUGAAUGCGUCCAUGUCCAGCUUGGUGUCCAGCCGUUUCUCCCCUCACAUGGUGACCCCUCCUCCGCACAGCCUCCACCAGACCGGCAUCCCCCAUCCUGCCAUCGUGUCUCCAGCCAUCAAGCAGGAACCCAGCGGCGACAACAUCAGCCCCUCCAUGCACGCCAGGAAGUCUCCCGUUCCUUCCAAGAAAGAGGAGGACAAGAAGCCUCACAUCAAGAAGCCGCUGAACGCUUUCAUGCUGUACAUGAAGGAGAUGAGGGCCAAGGUAGUCGCAGAGUGCACUCUGAAAGAGAGCGCUGCGAUUAACCAGAUCCUUGGGAGACGGUGGCACUCGCUGUCCAGAGAGGAGCAGGCCAAAUACUACGAGCUGGCCAGGAAGGAAAGGCAACUGCACUCGCAGCUCUAUCCCGGCUGGUCGGCACGGGACAACUACGGAAAGCGGAAAAAGAGGAAGAGAGAGAACAAGCCAGACUCCAAACCAGAGGACUUCUCAAUAAGGAGCAAGAAACAGUGCGUGCAGUACUUGCCCUCAGAAAAGAUGUGCGACAGCCCGGCGUCGUCUCACGGGAGCAUGCUGGACUCGCCGGCCACGCCCUCCGCCGCCCUCGCCUCCCCCGCCGCCCCGGCUCCCACUCACUCCGAACAGGCUCAGCCGCUGUCGCUCACCACCAAACCGGAGGGACGAAUGCACCACCACUUCUCUGUACCCGGGAAGACCUCUGGCUCUGCAUCCUCCUCCUCCUCCUCAUCCUCCUCCUCCUCCUCUUCCUCCCAGCCCUCCAUCGCCAUCCCCAUCGGUACUUUGGGAAGCCAGUCGAGUACACCCAUCCUCACCCGGCCAAUCCCCUUCACCUCCCUGCACCACUCCAUGCUCUCCCCGCCAUCCCCCUUCCAUCAGGCGGCCCUCCACUCCCAUCAUUCCCUGUUCCAGUCGCAGCCGCUCUCCCUGGUCACCAAACCAACCGAAUGAAUUUGCAAAAUGUGUUUUCUUUUCUUUUAAUUACUUGUGCUGUAUAUUGCUUUCCUUUAAGAAUAGGUAUUAGAACAACUUUUUUUCUAAAUGAUGAAAAGGAAGAAAUAUUAUUGGUCAAUAUUUGACCGCCUCCUUUUCUACAUCUCUUAAUGAAAACAAAAUGUAUUUUUUGUAAAGUUUACUGCAGAACUGGGUUCUUUGUUUGUUUGUUUGUUUUGUUUUCUUUGAUGCAUUUAUCCAAUGAACCUCUUGUAUAAAAGAACCAAUGUACAUAAAGUUUCUUUAUAAAAGCAAAAAGGAGACAAAAACAUUUUCUUUUUAGCCAAAACCUAAUUAAUGUUAGUAUGAAGUUUUCAGUUCUAGUCCUGGCCAAUAAUUGCAAGCCCUUUUUUUUCUCUCAAUUCACGAGUGUGUUCCCCUUCUUUGACAUGUUAAAUAAACAUUUGAAAUGGUUUCG